This is a messenger RNA of Chironomus riparius, 2984 nucleotides long. The record is from the annotation of a GenBank genome assembly. NCBI's taxonomy places the organism in Eukaryota, Metazoa, Arthropoda, Insecta, Diptera, Chironomidae.
AAGUGAGAAGAAAAAUAUUGAAAAGUUAAUUCAACAUAAAAAGUACAUAAAAAAAGCAGUGUUUGGAUUCAAUGCAAUGAUAAUUUAUAUCUCGCUUGCAGCAUAAUAAUGGAAAAAAUGUGAAAGUGUAGCAGAAAAAAAAAGUUUAAAUAUUGUCACAUGAUAAAAGGAAAUAUUUCUCCUCUGUGUAAAAAUCUCGUUUGUGCAAAAAGUUUAUUUUUUUAUUUUUGUUUCACGACGACCGCAAAAAUGGAUAAAAUGUUGUUGUCUAGAAUAGUGAUAUUCGCUGUUAUUUUUCAAAAAGCUUUAAUGUUUCAGCCUGAAUUUGCGGAUCCUAUUGUAAAUAUUUCAGUAGCUAUAGGCAGAGAUGCAACAUUCACAUGCCAUGUUAAACAUUUAGGUGGUUACAGGGUAGGAUGGGUGAAAGCAGAUACGAAAGCCAUCCAAGCAAUUCAUGAUCACGUCAUUACACACAAUCCACGAGUGAGCGUAUCUCAUUUGGACGUCAACACAUGGAACUUGCACAUAAAAUCUGUCACUGAGGAGGACAGAGGCGGUUACAUGUGUCAAAUAAAUACAGAUCCAAUGAAAAGUCAGAUUGGAUAUCUAGACGUUGUGAUUCCACCAGAUUUUAUACAAGAAGAAACAUCAAGUGAUUUGAUUGUUCCUGAAGGAGGUUCGGUGAGGCUUACUUGCAGAGCACGAGGCUAUCCUACUCCGGUUGUGACUUGGAGAAGAGAAGAUGGAAAUGAGAUAAUUUUAAAAGAUUCAAUGGGUUCAAAAACUCCUGUUACAUCGUUUAGGGGUGAAGUUUUAAAAUUGACGAAAAUUGGACGGAAUGAGAUGGGAUCAUAUUUGUGUAUUGCUAGCAAUUCAGUACCUCCAAGUGUAUCUAAGAGAAUUUCUCUGAAUAUUCAUUUUCAUCCUGUUAUCCAUGUUCCAAAUCAGCUAGUUGGAGCACCAUUAGGAACUGAUGUUCAGAUCGAGUGUCAUGUGGAAGCUAGUCCACGUUCAAUAAACUAUUGGAUAAAAGAUACAGGUGAAAUGAUUGUUUCAUCGUCAAAGUACAUUGUACAAGAACAUUCAAAAUCGUUAUAUGAGAUGAAAAUGACAGUUAUUGUGAAGAAAUUUGAGAAGGAAGAUAUUGGAAGCUAUCGAUGUAUAGCGAAAAAUUCAUUAGGAGAGGUGGACAGUAGCAUACGUUUAUACGAGAUACCUGGACCGACACGUAAAGUUCCUCCAACUAAGUAUGGCAAUAGUGACAUGAAUGAGGUAGCAAAGAAUACUAAAACAUCACAAAUUACGGGAAAAGAGUCAUCAAAUUUAUCACCUCCAAAACCUAAUUAUAACAGUCAGGAUUAUGAUGACAAUUAUAGUUCAAAUGAGGAUGAAGAUAUUGAUGAUCGGAAUGAUCCAACAAGAAAUGUCCCAAUACAAAUUCACGCAACACGUAAACCAAAUAUCCACAUAAAUAAAAUUUCAAAUAACAUUGACAGCUAUGAGACUAAUGGUAUAAUGGACUCGCGUGGCCACCAUCAUCAUCGAUGGCACCUUGCACUUCAUACGAUAACUUUAUCAUCAUCAAUUAUUUUAUCACACUAUUCACGUUUAAUCACAUAAUGACAUUCAUUAUAUGUGGAAAUUUACGCAGAUUCAGGAAACCAACUAAAUUAAUUUUAAAUUAUCAUGCACAAGCAAAUCGUUUUAAAAUUGAGUUUCGGGGAUUUAAAUAUAUAUAAAAUUGAUGGGUAGAUGCAGAUGAUGAUGAUGAGGAAGAGGAGGUUGAGGUGAAUAGUAUAGAUGUGAACUUGGCACAAAACAAAAAGUGAAUGAAACCAUAAUUUAAUUUAAUUAAAAUAUGUUCAUUGGUAAAUUUUAUCAGGCACAGAUAUAAAAAAAAACUUUUAUUUUGGCAUCACAUAAUGAUUUAAUUUCGUUCUCUCACCCAACAAUCAUCAUUAUGACCUUAAAUGACUCAUUUUCUUUUUAUUUUCUUGUCUGACUCGACUCGUCUAGUUCUUUAAAUUAGUUUAAAACUAGUAUAAAAUACGCCUUAAAGGAAGUGCAAUGGAGUGGAUUGAGCGCAUUUUUUUUCUUGUUUUAUUUGCAUAGUUAAGUACCUAAUUUAUUAAAUAUGUUGGGAAUCUUUAAAUCUUUAAGUUUUAAGAGUGUUGUACUGUCUGCUUUUGAUCUGAUUCUAUUUGACUAGAAUGAAGAAGGGGAACUCGAAUUUUUCAAGUAAUUAAUAUUAAGCAAGAUCAGGAGUGACUUUUGAUUGGUAUCUUUAGUUAAAUUUUAAAACAUUUAUAAAAUAAAUCCAAAUUGAACCUUUAUGUCAGGAAAAUGACAGAGGAAGGGAUUUAUAGUCAAAUUUUGACUUUUUUCUUCUCAAAAAUCUCUAUCAAAUUAAAGAAAUUUGAGUUUGACUCGAAGGAAAAUUCCUCUAGCUCCAUACCUGAUUACAAGUGAGAUUCAAGUGACAGGUUCCCAAGAUUCAAAUUGAAACUUUAAGGAACUCUUUUUGGACCAUGAACCUAAGUAGAGUAAGGUUUUUCGGUAAAUGUAGAUCUAUUGGCACUUUAGUUCAAAAUAUGUAAGAAGCAAGGGGGCGGAACUGAUGAAAAACAUUUCGUUCAUUUUUAAUAAUUUUUUUCAUCAUUUUUUGAUCAUUCCAUCAGUUCCACACCCAAGCUUAAUUAAACAAAUUUAUAUGAGCCAUGCCCAACCUAUUGGACCACGCAACCAGCCUAUGGACUAGUCGAUUCCACGAAGUUGACAUAAAGCAGAAAUAAAAUCAGUCAGAUAAUUUCCAAUUAAAAGUGAAAGAUGAUGGACAGCUCGUAAGUCAGUCAAAGUGGCAAUUCAUAGGAAGAAAAAAAAUCAUAAAAAUUUCUUCAGUUUUUUCCACCCUCUGCACAAAAGUGUUUCCUCAUUCGCCUUUUUCCUUUCAAUUCAUCCUCGCAACUUGUUUUGUGUAUACUGUA